Cricetulus griseus (Chinese hamster) is the source of this 3329-nucleotide messenger RNA. NCBI's taxonomy places the organism in Eukaryota, Metazoa, Chordata, Mammalia, Rodentia, Cricetidae. The record is from RefSeq and is a predicted model, not a curated record.
UAUUCGAUCCAAAAGGAUCAUUCACUCAUUAUCCUUGUGUUCAGUGAAGAAAUAAAAUCCUACGGUGAAGAUUUCGAAGAAGGGACAUUGACAAAGUGAUCCUGUCCUAGGGCAAAGGUUAUGUAUUUUGGCUGGCAGCCAGCUAGUCAUACAACUGGGUGAUAAGCUCACAUUGUUAUCUGUAAUGAAGAACAUGGUAGAAGAGAAGAUAUGGCAAGGCCUUCUUGUAUCACUGGAUCUGGAUUAGAGAUUUUUUUUAAAAGAAAGUUAAAAUUAUUUACUUUUGUUUUAGUGUUCCAAUUUCAUAAAUGUAUUUAUUUAUUUUUGUCAUUAAGGACUGAAUAUAGGACUUCAUGAAUGUUAGAUAAACACUAUGUCCCUGAACUGUAUACCCAUAUUCUUUUAUCUAAGUAGACUCAGAGAGUAGCAAUUAAAAUUCAGUGCUAAGCCACAGGAUAAACUAAUAUUCAUUGUGGCAUUUCCCUUAUUUUUUGUAUCUGAAAAAUAGUAGCUAACUAAGUAGCUAACUUAGUCAUUCAUAAUGAAAUAUACCAAAUGCAAUUUUGCCAUGUCCGUUUUGGGCAUUAUAAUCUACGUAACUGAUUUAGUUGCAGACAUCUUCCUAUCUGUUAGGUAUUUCCACAAUGGACAAUAUGUUUUUGGUGUUUUAACAUUAAGCUUUGUGCUUUGUGGAACACUCAUAGUCCAGUGUUUUAGCUAUUCAUGGUUGAAGGAUGAUUUAAAGAAAACAGGACAAGAAAAUGAGCAUUAUUUUCUUCUACUUCAUUGCUUCCAAGGAGGAGUCUUUACAAGGUAUUGGUUUGCCUUGAGAAAGGGUUACGAUGUGGUUUUCAAACACAGCAAAAGAACGAGUAAUUUCAUGGAGGAAAAACCGGAUCCUCACAGAGAAGCCAUAGACAUAGCCACCGACUUGAGCAUGCUCAGGCUGUUUGAGACCUACCUGGAAGGCUGCCCACAACUCAUCCUUCAGCUCUAUGCCUUUCUGGAACGUGGCCAGGCAAAUUUAAGUCAGUAUGCAGUCAUCUUGAUUUCCUGCUGUGCUAUUUCUUGGUCAACAGUGGACUAUCAAGUAGCUUUAAGAAAGUCAUUGCCUGAUAAAAAUCUCCUCAGGGGAGUCUGUCCCAAACUCACCUAUCUCUUUUACAAGUUGUUCACCUUGUUAUCGUGGACACUGAGUAUUGUGCUUCUGCUGUUUGUGGAUGUGAAGGUUGCUUUGUUCCUGUUGUUAUUUCUUUGGAUCAUAGGUUUCAUAUGGGCAUUUAUAAAGCAAACUAAGUUUUGUAACUCUCUAAGUAUGGAAUUCUUAUAUAGGGCUGUUGUUGGAGUCAUCCUUGUGUUUACAUUUUUUAAUAUCAAGGGACAGGAUACUAAAUGUCCAAUGUCUUGCUAUUAUACUGUAAGGGUGCUAGGCACCCUGGGAAUCUUGACUGUGUUCUGGGCUUACCCUCUCUCUAUUUUUAAUUCAGAGUAUUUUAUCCCCAUCAGCGCCAUUGUAAUUCUUGCUCUUCUCCUUGGGAUUGUUUUUCUUACUGUUUAUUAUGGCGUUUUUCACCCAAACAGAAAUAUAGAAGCACAGCACGAUGAAACUGAUGGAAAAUCAGUACAGAGAGAUUGUAGAAUGAGAUAUUUUCUAAUGGACUGAGUUGUGAAUUUAUGAGAAAUGUUUUAGUUUUUGUUUUCUCACCAAGUAAAGAAAAUGUCUCUUAUAUACAUGCAUUGUUUCUUAUUUUUGUCACCUUUGACUUGAAGUGAGUUAUGGUUUGUAGUAUUUUAUUAUUUAAAAUAACUUCUUCUGUAUGCUACUGAGGAUUAAGCCCAGAGCCUUGCGCAUGCUAUUCCAUCACUGAGUUGUACCUCUAGAUGUCUCGAUGGUUUCAGAAGUCUUGAGUACUGAGGUAUUUGCUUUCUGUCUGAUAGAGCUGCCAUCUCACUCCUCAAGUGGAAUAGACAAUGUGGUUCCCAUGAGGCCCACAAUGAGCUUCUCUCCAGCUUUCCCCCCAUGGUUCCUAGAACCGCAGUGCCUCCUGUGGACUACUGCCAGAGGAAGGGGAAGAGGAGAGUGGCUCACUCUUUUUUUUUCUACUUUCUUCAGUCAGCACAUGGCUCCUGAGUUUGGGACAGGGUGAGUGGAAGGAAAGGGGAUGGAGAAAAGACGAGAGCAAUUCUUAGAGUGAACGACUGUGCUCUUUGCAUGAACUUCCCACUUGGGAAACAAAGAGCAGAAUUGGAGAGGACAGAAAAAUACAUUGUUUACUGAUUAUUUAGCUUUAUAGACACAUUUUAUUAGUAGAUAAUAGUUAUAUAUGACAAUGAGUGUUAUUAUGGAGUUCAUAAAUGACAUAAUGUCAUGUUCCUACCUGAUCUGUCUCUGUCCUGCUUACCUACCUCUUCCCAACUUGCUUCCCUGCUUUCAAAUCUUGUUUUUAUUUGUUAUGACCCAACUAGUUUUCACUAUGGUUGUUUACAGGAACAUUGGCCCUUUAUGCCUCUCUCUUCUCAUCAGACUUUAAGUUACUAUAAAUCUUUACUGAGGCGUGGGCUUCUCAUUUCCCUCCUCCCUCCAUGACAGAUGUUGAUGGGCUCAGUUUCUUGUAGGUAUUGUAGCUCUGUGAGUUUGAGACCAUAAUAGCCAUGUCAGACCAGAGAAAUUGUUCUACACCACUACCUCCUCUCUCUAGCUCUUACAUUCUUUUUGACCCUUCUUUUAUGCUAGUCCCUGAGCCUUGGGAGGGGGGUGACAUAGAUAUCCCAUUUACAGCUGGGCACUCAACAGUGGCUCAUUCUCAGUACUUGGACUGGAAUGUGCAGUCACCAGUGAACACUCAGAAAGAAGCUUCACUGAGUAGAGCCAUCAGCAGUGCCAAACUAUCAAUGCAGGUGUUCAGAAGACAAUUUGAUGGGCACAUCAUGCCUCUUACAGCAAAUCUUGAUAUCAUUUUUAUUAGUUACAUUUAUGCUGAGUAGUUUUAAAGUCAGAUUUGAUUCAUAUUAUUUAAAAAAUCUGGUAAAAUAUACAGCAAAAUGUCUUGAUCAUUUUAAGUAUAGUUCACUAGUGUUAACUAUACUCACUUUUUGCAAUAGAUACCUUUUCACUUUGCAAAGCUCCGACUAUAUACGAAUUGACGAGAAACUCUUCCCUCUGAUCCUGGCAAUAAGUUUAUUUCAUGUGUCAUGAUGUCUCCAAGGCUCAUUCAUGUUGUAGUAUGUGGUAUAUUUUUGUGUGUUUUUCAUGACCAGAUGAUAUUCCAUUGUAUGUAAAAGCCACAUUUUCUCUAUUUGUCUAUCAAUAAAUAUUUGAGCUGCUGUCA